Molecule: messenger RNA, 1287 nt
Organism: Parathielavia appendiculata
Lineage: Eukaryota; Fungi; Ascomycota; Sordariomycetes; Sordariales; Chaetomiaceae
Product: D123-domain-containing protein
Exons: 3
Coding region: 1-1287 (428 amino acids)
Cellular component (GO): cytoplasm
Source: RefSeq, a predicted model, not a curated record
AUGCCCGCUAUCGAGCCAACAGCGUCCCAAGGGACACUCCCAGAAGGGGAGCUCCCCUUCCCUCCCGUCACGAGGGACCAUAUCCUCCAUUGCGCCUACGACUACUGGUUUCCAAAAUAUCGCGCUUCCUGCAUUCGCUCCCGCAUCAUCCCCUUAACACCUGACUUCAUCUCUUGGCUGCACGAGGACGGCAUCAUUCUCGCCGACGAGGGUAGCAGCAAGGACGACACUGACACAGCCGAUUCCGAUGACGACGACGAUUGGGAGCCAUCCUUUCCGGCCUCCGCUCACCCACGACGCCGCCGCGAGGACGGCGAACCUGACACCGAGUCAGACUCAGACUCUGACGAGCCUGCGUCCGCUCCCCGCCUGCCUCCCGACAUCCGCUUCCCGAUUCUCCACGCAGAAAUCACCUCCGCCAUCUCCUCCCUCGGCGGCGCCGUCGCCCCCAAACUGAACUGGUCCUCACCCAAAGACGCUACCUGGAUCUCGCGACAUCCCAACACGAUGAAAUGCACCUCGGCCAACGACAUUUACAUUCUCCUCAAGUCCUCCUCCUUCAUAUCCCACGACCUGGACCACGCCUUCGACGACACCGUCCCAGCCCCUACCUCAGGGGAUUACAACCCCGUGCUCGUCCUCCGAUCCUUCUUCAACCCACUUCCGAGCCUCGAAUUCCGCUGCUUCGUCAAGUCCCGCAGCCUCAUCGCCAUUACCCAGCGCGAUCUCAACUAUUACGCCUUUCUCGACUCGCUGCGCCCGCAAAUCAUUCACCGCACCAUCGAGCUCUUCAACAAGAUGCGCUUCACCUUUCCCGACGGCAACUUUGUCUUUGACGUGUACAUCCCCGAGGCCGAUUACGAUGACGAGGGCGACGACAACGACGACAACGGCGGAGAAGAGCGCAAGGUGCUGGGCCGGGCAAGGCUGAUCGACAUCAACCCCUGGGCGCCGCGGACGGAUACCCUGCUCUUUGACUGGGGCGAGUUGCUGGCGAAGACGGUUGCUCGGCCACUGCUGGGGUUUGCGUCGGACAUGCAGGAGGGGCAAGGGGGAGAAGGGGAGGAGGGGUUGACCACGGACGACGACGAGGAGGAGGACGAGGAGGAACCCGAGCUGAGGUUGGUGGAGCACGACGACCCGGCUGCGUAUAACUUUAGUUCCCCGCAGUACUCUGCUCACAAGCUGCCCAAGGAUGUCGUGGAUGCGAGCUUGGCAGGGGAGGGCGGGAUCAGAGAGUUUGCGCAGCACUGGCAGAGGAUAACUGAGCGGAGGGAAAGAAGGUGA